This is a messenger RNA of Achroia grisella, 2460 nucleotides long. RefSeq names its product meiosis-specific coiled-coil domain-containing protein MEIOC-like. Gene Ontology annotation, cellular component: cytoplasm; nucleus. Lineage: Eukaryota; Metazoa; Arthropoda; Insecta; Lepidoptera; Pyralidae. Bases 1 to 2460 code for a protein of 819 amino acids. The record is from RefSeq and is a predicted model, not a curated record. Gene Ontology annotation, biological process: mRNA stabilization; meiotic cell cycle; male meiosis I. The transcript is spliced from 10 exons.
AUGGCCUUCAGUGAUUUAUGUCACAUAGGUAAUGCGUAUAAAACCGUGGAAAAUGAAACAGAUCAGUCGGAACGCAUUAUGGAAGAAAACUCAAUGGUCCGAGAUCUCAUCACAAAGAUCCUUGAUGAGACUGGACCUACGGAAGGGAGCAGCUCUGUACAAUCACCGGAAAAGACUUUAAGCAUACCAUCGAAUAACGCGCAAUACCCCAAAACUGAUACAAACUCACCGUUCAUGCCUCCAUCGUUCAACUACCAAAACAACCAUACAACUUCGUACAACUUCGGCCAAAACGAACAAAAUGGCUUCAACUUCAAUCUACAAAACGGUUUUGGUAAUUCGAACUUCGUCAAUUAUCAUGACAAUGACGUAGGACUUUUAGGUCUCGAUACAGUCACUGACUCCUCAGAUGUGACGCCGGAGCAACUAAAUCUUCUCAGGCUAGCCGCUCAGGAGAUCGGCGGCGCUCAAUUUUCAAGCCCCAAUGAAAAGUACUAUAACUUCUUCGACCAAAGCCAAAGAAACUCACUACCUGAUACAAUGUUCCCUUCUAAUAACUAUAAUAGACCCAACAGUCUCAACUUGGACAUGAAUUACAAUUCAAGUUACGAUAGCACGUUUAACAACACGCACAGAUUUCCGAAUAAAUUUGAAAAUUUCAAGGAGCAAACUCAGGAUACUGACUUGCUUUCUUAUUUGAGCCAGUUGAACAUGUCUGUAGAUCGUAGUCGCGAUGAAACAAUGCCAAACAUGGAUUAUAAACUGCCCAUGGACAAUGGACAUUAUCAGGGCGAGGACUUUAACAAAAUACAGGACAAUAAGAUGUUUUUUAACAGAAAUUUCCAACCGCCUCAGAAAAGCUUUAACGGGGACAACUUCUAUGAUAUGAUGUCACAAAUCAAUGAGAGGAAUCCAAUGGGACAGAAUUUCGAAUUUAACCAGCCGACCCCAGUGUCGAGUGGUAACACAAUAAACUAUAAACCCAAUGGUUUCCACCAGAAUGACUUUAUGCAGAGACGUGAUGUGAAUCAAAUCAUGCAGCGUGAGAAUUACCAACCGACUGGUGCUAUGAAUGAGCAAAGAGGCAAUUUCGAUAAUGGAUUGGGGAGAGAUAACGGACAAGCGGCUCUUAUGAGGCAGAAUCAGGAGUUAGCGAGGCACAUGAGUUUGUUGAUGAGAAAUCGGCCCCCACCUAAUCAGCUCAAUGUUGAUGUUUCCUUUUUGCCGGACAAUGCUCCUUUCAAUCUUGGUUUGGGCGCUUUAUUAGGACCCAGUCCGCCGGUCCCACCACCCGUGUUGCCGUCACCGAUGUUAGAUCUACCCCUGCUAGCGCCUUUCUACGCUAUGAGGAACAUGAGAGGUGCGGCGACGUCAUCAGGCAUACUCCACGCGCGACUUGACUCCUGCUACGAACAAUGGAGGCAGUUGGAGCGCGAACGCAAACGAACAGAGGCUCGGCUGGCUCUCGCGUACCCUGGACGUGCAGUCUCAUCUUCCAACUCUAUCCCCGUGCCACGGCUGCCACCUUGUCCAACCAGGGUCGACCGCCUCACGGUUGACAUGCUGAGGGAGCAUACCAAGGUGUUAACAUUAAUGGGUAAGAUGGAAACUCUACGUGCAAGCGUUUGCGUGGCUCAGAACAAGAAACCCAACAGGUCUGAAGAUCCUAAGAUAACUGUACUGAAACGCGGACAAGAGAAUGUUAGCGACAAGGAGAAGGAGGUGGGAGUGGACCCGGCUACUUUUGAUCCUACCACAUGGAGAGAGGAUGUAAAGAAUUUGGCUGAAAUUGCACCGCACAGUGAAGUGGAAAGCGCGAUGUUAGCCUGGCGCAGUGCAGUGGGAGCUGUGCAGGCUGCGAGACGACGAGAACUCGCGCCGCACCAUCACCACCAGCACCGGUACCUGCGGACAGACCCCAUCUUGCAACUAGCGGAGGCUGUGAAACAGUUAGGUAUCUGCGCACGUCGCGCCCGCUGCGCCAUGUGGUGUGAUCUGACGCUCACCGUCGCACUCGCGCCGCGGGACGGCCCGCCCGCCGCCACCACAGCCACCACCGCCGCCACCACAGCCACAACCACCACCACCACGCCCGCCAAUACCAAGCCAACUGCGAACGAGGCUACUACCCAGUUUGCAGUACCUGCGCAGAAGCAAACACAAGACAACGCCGUCAGCAGUUCGAAUCAAAGUAAUUUGAAACAGACUAACGCAGAAAAGAAAGAGGAAAAACCCAACGAGACAGCAAAGAAUGAGACUAAACCAGAAAGCAACACAAACAACAAAUCGAACAAGCAAUCAGACAAACAACAAGAGAAGAAUCAACAGAGACGUGCGCAGAACUACAGGAAGGUCAACCAAGGCAAGAACGAUUUCUAUCAGAAGAACCAAAGGUAUGAUAACCGGUUCAUGCAUAACCGACAUCCAUAUCAUUACCUAGCUACAGGCCCUAUUAAUUGA